AUAAGUAAAAGGGUUAAAUCCAAACUAAACCAUCACAGCUAAUCACAAAUCAGACGGUUAACCACAGAUGAAAAGAAAGAACAAUAAACAAACAAAGGAGAAGAAGAGAAGAAAACAGAGUAUUGAUUGUGGUGGUGAGUGGGUUUAAAGGGAUUUUGCCCCAAAAAUACCCAAAAUUAACCGAUUGAAGGACCCAUGAACGUUUCUUCGGGAGACAAAUAGCGUCAAAACAAGGAAGGAAAGAGUUUGAGUCUGGUUCACGCCAAACCCCCAAUUUGGCUGGCCACAAAAGAGAGAGAGAGAGAGAGAUUGGGGGGUUUUGAUUCCUUCUUUCUUCCCUUCUUCUGAUUCUCUGUUUUUUUUCUUCCCUUCUUCCUCCGUCACCCAUUACUAUAAAGAACCUCUCUCCCCCAUCUUCCAUAACCCUCUCUUCCUUCCCCCGCCACCAAUUUCUCUCUCAACCCUCUUCCCUUCCUCUCCCCGGUUUUCCUGUCCUAAAGUUAUAGACUUUACCAUUUUUUCGGGUACACCCUUUUCCCCCCCUCUCCCAAGUCAAAAUGGAGAAGCUCAGCUUCGUGAAGAAUGGCGUCCUGAGGCUGCCACCUGGCUUCAGAUUCCACCCUACCGAUGAAGAGCUAGUCGUUCAGUACCUGAAGAGGAAAGUCUACUCCUUCCCUUUGCCGGCCUCCAUUAUCCCUGAAGUCGACGUCUGCAAAUCUGAUCCCUGGGACUUGCCAGUUGUUGCAGGGGAUUUGGAGCAAGAGAGGUACUUUUUCAGCACCAAGGAAGCCAAGUACCCGAAUGGGAACCGUUCGAAUAGAGCUACUGGCUCAGGUUACUGGAAGGCUACAGGAAUUGACAAGCAAAUUCUGGCUUCCAAGGGAAAUUAUGCGGCGGGGAUGAAGAAGACUCUGGUUUUUUACAGAGGGAAGCCUCCCCAUGGAACUAGAACAGAUUGGAUCAUGCAUGAAUACCGAUUGCUUAAUCCUGAAACUACUACUCAAGCAAACAACAACAUCUCAACCAAUCAGAGCUCUGUUGUGCCAAUGGAGAACUGGGUUUUAUGCCGGAUUUUUUUGAAGAAGAGGGGAGCCAACAACAAGAAUGAGGAGGAAACCAGAAGUAGCAUUAAGUUUGGUGACCAGAAAAAUGGGAUAAACCUACCCUCCCCCCAACCCAAAACUGGGACUACCACUCCUACUACUAGAAAGGUUGUGUUCUACAACUUCAUGAAAAAGGACAACAAGACACGGGAUUUGAAUGUUGUUCCAUGUGGAUCAUCUUCAGCAUCAAGUGGGAUCACAGAGGUUUCCAGUAAUGAAUCAAAAGAGAAUGAAGGAGAAGAGGAAGAAAGCAGCAGUAAUUGCCACUAUAGUUUUCCUUAUUUCAGGAGAAAACCGUAGAGAUGCCCCCCCCCCCCCCCCCCCCCCCCCUUUUUUAACCACCCCAAUUCAGAAUUACAUUUUAUUUUCACUUCUGUAUCAGUAAAAAUCCAUCCCAAGGCUUAUUUCUAGUUUUAGAAAUAACAUAUCUUGAGUUGUUUGUUUAUUUGAUUCCCUCCAUGUACUAAUGCAAAUCAGUCUCUAGACAGCUUUGUUAAUUUAACUGUUAAUCAAAUCAGUUACCAAUGUAAUCAAAACCAGAACUUCUCCCCUCUGUUAAUUUUACUUUCAUGCAUAUGACAACAGAUGGUGGUUUCGGUGG
Molecule: messenger RNA, 1704 nt
Organism: Linum tenue
Lineage: Eukaryota; Viridiplantae; Streptophyta; Magnoliopsida; Malpighiales; Linaceae
Source: the annotation of a GenBank genome assembly